AUGUUUUCGUGUCAAACUAAGGGGAGAACGCUUCGAAAUUUUUUAAGACUAUUUCUUCGCGCCUUUCUUUUCUUUCCCGUCGUCUAUGGCUUCACUGUUCCGCAUGGGAGUCACAGCCUAAUUCCCAAUGGUGGGUGGACAAAGCAAAGCAACCGAUGGGGAGUGAACAAAAUAAGCCCGAGUAAGAUAAAGGAGAAAAAAAGUGGAACAAAAGUUUACUCCAUAAAAAUCACAAAUUUGACAGAAAAUCAAAUCCCAGAGGAGUACUUUAAGUACAACCUUCCUCCCGAGCCGAUAUACCCCUACAUCACCGUGCCGAAUAAUUUGUACACGAGGCAAACAAACGAUGAGCAGCCCGAUGAAGAGGACUCCCCAAGUGGAGGAAAAGACAAACUGGAUGGUGAAAAAUAUCCCAAGAAUGCAACAGAGGUAGGAAAAAUGACCUCGGAAGAAUUCUCCAAAUGGAAUGAAGAAGAAAGAAAAAAAAUGAGAGCGUUGCCUGAACCAACCAUUGAGGAUUACAUCGAGGAUACGAAUUUUAGCAAGUAUGUCCAUCCAUGUUUGAUUAAAAAGGUUUCUCCAAAGGAUAGACAGAAAGUGCAUCAUUCCCUGUUGUCCCUUAUCGACCCGAAAGUAGAAUAUUCCAUCGUUGAUUGCUUUGAUGAGAAUGACGAAGAAAAUGACCUCACCGAAUAUGACGCAGCGUACAAGGGAAUAGCACCUUGGCCCUCCACGGAUGAACUGAGAAGGAAUCAAAAUGACUACCAGUUUGAGAAAACGGAUCUCGAGGUGGAAUACAACAUAACGUAUGACAAGGCGGGGUAUCAGCAGUUCAGGGAUAAGCUCCUUGCGGAGCGGCUGCGCGGUGGUGAAAAAGAGCCGAGUACAGAGGGGGAAGGAGCGAGUAUCGGCGGGGAAGAAACCAAGACUUCCGGGGAAGAAUCGAGUAGUGGUAGCAAACAACCAACCGAUGGAGAACCUCUUGGCGACCAACCCAAGCCGACCGCCCCGCCACCUGUCUCCGUGGAAGACAUAAGAAAGUUGUACUUCAAGAAGGAGAUCAAAACGCUGAGGGAGGCGAAGGAAGAAAUGGUCAAAUGGGAAGAACGGAAAACGAAUUCGAGGAGCACAUGGACGUUGACGGAGGAAGAACUGAAGUUGCUUCCUGACAAGUUCAGGCAACUGUAUCAGCAGAAGAGAAGGGAGAAGUUGGAGCAGAUCAGCGAGGCCAAGCGCAGGGAGGAAGCGCGGCAGAGGGGGGAGCUGCAGGAUGAGUUCUCCUUGUGGGAUGAGAAGGGUCUAUCCAGCAUAGAGAAGUUGCGCGAAGAGGGGAGCGGCGAAAGCAGCGACGAGAGGAGUUCCCAGACGGACAGCGAAACCACCGCAGAUGUGCGGCCUUACCAAGCGGAGCCUCCCCCAACGAGUACAGGCGACAUUCUGCACAGUGUCAGAUUACUCGAGGACAAUGUACUAUACACAAAGGCCAAAUCGCCAGUGGAGAAUAUGUUAUACGAGUGGGACGAUUCGCUGAGCUGCAAAUGGAGAAAGAGAGCUAAAGAAGUGAUACGUGAUGUCAUCAUGUAUGAUUAUCCUAUGAAAGAAGUGAGAAGACCAUCCAAAUUGGACCUUUACGAUGUCACAUGGUAUGCCGGGAAGGUCGAAGUGUUUGUCACUCCAGACGAAACGCAGAGGAAAAAUUACAAAAUCACUUUAUUUGACUUGAAGCAGCUAGUCAAGAAAAUUGCAGAAAGGUUAAAAGAGCUUGAAAUCGACGAAGAGAUUAUCAUUUUGCCUUUUUAUGAGUUAGUCGUUUCGUCUCUGCCUAGUAAAAACAUCCUUGUGUGUAGGAGGGAUUGGUGUAGUCAUGCUGGGAAAGAAGUUACCGUUUUUUUUAAGGACAAUAUGUUUCCUCCUUUGGAAGGGAUACUUCUAGGAUCGCCUAGCGUCUUUCACUUAAUUAUAAAUGUUAAUUAUGAGCGGAUAGAGAAUUUGGAUGUUCAUACCAUCGAUAAGGUGAUCCUGAGAGAUAGCAAGGAUGAACUUCGGGGUCACAUUGUGCUUAAGGCGGCAAUGGAGAACAGACUGGUGGAAAAAUCCGAGUCGGCUGGAGGGGCCCCAACUGCGGGUGACUCACCAAGGCAGAAUUUACCUGCCCCGGAAGGAGACCCCGAAAUUGGUGCACCUCUGGAUGGUGACGAUGAGGAAGAGGAACACCAAGAAGUGAUGACCAGAAGGACAGGCUUCGAUGAACUGCAGAAGUUGAAGGACAUCGAGCGGGUGGGUGCUACUCCGCUUCGCACUAACCAGCUUCUCCCUAACGAACUUCUCCCCAGCCAGGUGCGUAGGGGCGAGGACGCCGACCCGGUUGGGGGUGCAAGCGGCGCGCGUACCGACCUGGACGGCAUCAGCCGGGUAAGCGGCAUUAACCGAUUGGGCGACGAUGACGACGUAGCCAGGAUGCAGAAGCAGGCCCUCGAGGAGGACGAAGAGGAGACCGACGAGUAUGAAGAAGACGAGUCCUACGACGACGUCGCGGAUGGGGGGUACAUAUACGAAGGCGACGAGGAUGGAGGUGGCUCCGAAGGGGGGAACAUAUAUGAAGGCGACGAGGAUGGAGGUGGCUCCGAAGGGGGGAACAUAUACGGAGUGGACGAGGAUCGAGGUGGUUCCAACGGGGGAGACCUCUACCGAGGCGACGUGGAUGAUUACAUGCCAGAGGAGUGA
Plasmodium inui San Antonio 1 is the source of this 2724-nucleotide messenger RNA. RefSeq lists its product as hypothetical. Bases 1 to 2724 code for a protein of 907 amino acids. The record is from RefSeq and is a predicted model, not a curated record. Lineage: Eukaryota; Apicomplexa; Aconoidasida; Haemosporida; Plasmodiidae. The transcript has 3 exons.